GCUGUAUUUAAUUGGAGAUUGAAAGGAAGUAAUAUAAACCAAGAUAUUGUAUUUUUUUUCUAACACACUGACGCUUAAAAAAUGCUUUAAUUUGUUUAAAGUAAUGAGUCAAGGAAUUUGAAACGACGUGUUGGCAUCAGAUCAUGUAGUUCUGAAGCUAAAUUUGGGCUGAGGAAAAUUGUGCAUGUGAGGUUAAAAACAAAGGGCAAACAGAGGUUGCUUUCUGUUGAAGCGGGGAGAUUUUGUCUUUGGGAAUCCUUCAGUGUAAAGGACUCAAUCUGAAAGCAAAAGGGUUUAAGAAGUCGCCUCUCCGCAUUUGAAGUUACGGCGGGGAUUGAAAUUGAAUGGGGAGAGUGUGGCGAGUGUCGAAUGAAAACUCUCAGGAAGGAGGGUAUCCUUAUCCCCAGAUGAAAGGUCUAAGGAACUGAUAAAGCGUGAGAUUGUCGCUGAGGACCUAACGUCAGUCAAAUGUAAAAGGAGCCUGCAGCAGGUCGGAGCUGCCUAUCUCUCGGCCUGCUUCUCUCUCCAUCCCGUUUAUUGCAAGGACUCAUUCGUCCACAGCACCAUCCUCUCGGCUUCCCUGCGAGCUAUCGCCCCGUGAGGAGAAGAAAUAAGCAAUUCAGUGUUCCAGGAGGCUGGUGGAAUGUGCUGAGUCCGGGAGCUGUCCGCGUUGAUGUGGUGCUGAAACAGCGAGCGAGAAUGUAAAGGAGAGAGCGACACACACUCUCAAACGCAGGCUAGCAAGACAAUACACUGGAUCUGGGGCAACACCGCGGUUCACAAUCAGACUGCACGCUGAAGCUAAGAAUACUCUGAGAAAAUGCCUGAACAGAGCAAUGAUUAUAAUGUGGUGGUGUUUGGGGCAGGGGGUGUUGGAAAAAGCUCCCUGGUGCUACGUUUCGUCAAAGGGACAUUUCGCGAGACCUACAUCCCCACUAUUGAAGACACCUACAGGCAAGUAAUCAGCUGUGAUAAAAGUGUCUGCACCCUGCAGAUCACUGACACCACAGGCUCACACCAAUUCCCAGCCAUGCAGCGCCUCUCCAUUUCCAAGGGACAUGCUUUCAUCUUGGUCUACUCAAUCUGCAGCCGCCAGUCCCUGGAGGAGCUGAAACCUAUCUAUCAACAGAUCCUUCAGAUCAAAGGCAAUAUUGAAAAUAUCCCUGUCAUGUUGGUCGGGAACAAGUGUGAUGAAACAGUCAAGGAGGUGGACAGUAAAGUGGGGGAAGCUUUGGCUAAGGAGUGGAAGUGUGCCUUCAUGGAAACUUCUGCCAAGAUGAAUUACAAUGUCAAGGAGCUUUUUCAGGAACUGCUUAAUUUGGAAAAGCGUAGAUCCAUGAGUCUGAAUAUUGAUGGGAAGAAGUCCAAACAACAAAAGCGAACAGAGAAAUUGAAGGGAAAAUGCAGCAUCAUGUAGACUCUACUCUUCAGUCAAAAUGGUGGCUUUGCUUACCUGAAUACAACUGUUAGAACAACUCUAAGUCAGACCAUCAAAGCUGCACCAUCCUCUGUUGCAUACUCACCCUAUAUCCCAUUCUCUAUAAGCUUACUGGAAAUCUGUACCUCACCAAUAUCAGAUUUCAUUAUUUCAUGCAUUGCACUUUCUAGUUAUUUGCAGUUAUGGCAAUAACACUUCUUUAACAUUCUGCACAUAUAAAUAACAAAUAAAUUAAUCAAAAGCAACACUAUGUGGCUCAGAAACAAAGAUGAACUUUAGCUGGUCCGCACUGGAAACACUACUCAAUGGACUUGAUACAGGAGUUUCUUUGAGUGUCCAUUCUUCUGUGUAAUCCCUUGCAUUGUGAAGUUCUAGGUAGGUUGGUAGAUGCAUAUAUAACCCUGGUAGGUACGGUUAGUUUAUGUAUUCUGGGUUUUUGUGGCUAUUCGCCCAUACCCCUUCAUCCUAAAAACAUUGACUGAAUGUAUUAACUUUUUAAACUUAAAAUGUAAAAAGCACACACUGUAAUCUCAGUAGAUUUUGUAGCCUAUGGUAUAAGUUGCCACAACUGAGUAUAAUAGCUAUUAUAAUUCAAUAGUAGUUACACAAUGGUAAUGCUGUCCAGCUUUAAAAGUUGUAUAACUAUUUUCAACCUUAUUUAAGUAAUGUUAGUUACUCUUCAUAUCUAAUUAUGGUAACUAGGAGUUACCAGGAUAAGGACAAGCAAUGACAAUAGAAGCACAACAUUGAACAGAUAAGAACAAGCCAAGCAACACGCAGACCCUGCAUCAAAUACCCCAUGGAUAUAAAACACGGUCCAAGUGCCUAUUGAAGGAUGGGGAAGUAGUAAAAGAGAUUACACAACUUAUUCCACUGAUGUUUUGCACUAGAUACCUUAGUUUAGUUUCAACUUUCCACUGUUCCUACACACAAAAAAAAACUAUAUGAUCUGGAAUUAAGCACUUGACUGCUUGGAAAUUUUUGGAGUAUGUAGAAAGCACUGGGGCACAGCUCUCAAUCCAUUUCAAAGUUCUUUAAAGAGGAUGUUUGCUUAAUUUUAGAGAAAGAAUUAUAUACAUUACAAAUUAAUACAGGGAAGAAUUGUAAAAAAUUUAGCCUCUUUUAUUUUUGGCUAAUGCACAAUAAUUGUUCUUGAAUUAGGCAUAUCCUCAUCAUUACAGAACAGUAUAGCAGCAAAGCCAGUAAACGUUCCAACACGCACGUAGCUUACCAGUUCAUGACCUACUAUUUUGCAGAAAGGUUGGUUUACUGAUGAACUUUUCUGAAUUGUCAGCACAUCAAACAAUGAUAUUAUUCUCAGGUUUGAGAAUAUUUUGAGAAGUAUAAUUGCAUUGAUCUUGCCAACACAUGUACUUGAUCUUUUUUUUUAAGUUUGUGCUGAAAUAUUGUUGCAUAUGUCAUCAUAAGUAUUCUGGUAAUUUUCAUGGAUGGAUCAGUAAAUCAUUUGACAUCUUGAUAUCAGUAUUCUAUUCACCAGAUAUUAUCACAUGGAUCAUAAUGCCCUGAUAGUGUAACCUCAGCACACACAUCAAAAGACACAAUCUUUUGAAUCAGAGGGAUUCACUGUCCACACAGGCUGCAGCAUCAAAAACAAUGUUGUGUAAUUGCAUUAUGUUCAAUGGAGAAACUAUACUGAGAUUGCCAAAAGUCAUAUUAAUGGUCUCCAUUAUGCAGAGGAUUGCUUGACCUGGAUUUUCAAAUUCCCAUUGCAAAUUUGGAUAAAUAUGAUUUACCCAUAGAUGUUUUGUGAGCUUCCUGAUGACUGCCUGUUGGCUCCAGAACAGUUAUUGAUUUGUUUCUUAUUCUCAGUACAUCUCAACCAAUGAUUUCCCCAUUUUCCAUCCUUCACAAUUUCAAGGAGACAAAUUGACUACUGGUUGAUAACUAUUUGCCCCGUGGAAUGAUGCAAGGAGAGCUUACACAGAAUUUCAGUCUGAGGCAUACAUACCAGCUUUUCAUAAUGCUGAUAGCUAGUUAACUUACAUAGCAUUAUGCAACAAUUGAGUUACUAUGUUAGUGAGCACAGGCUUUACUUAGAGGUGCAUGUGAACUUGGAAUAGCAGCCAGAUUGAAUACUGUGGGCUGACCAAUUACUGUAUCUGCAUUAUGUGCAGUGCAUUAGAAUUUAGGCCAUGGGGCAUUAAAGUGUUGACCAUGUAUAAUAGAUGUUUGCAUCAUGACAUCUAUUUACUCCAAUGCAUGAAGGGUCAUCAGUUGACAAUGCAGCUCCAACAGGCUAGAAAUACACAGGAUAAUAUUUUUUAUAAAAUUUACUGUUUAUUGUAGAAGAUAGUCUUCCUUUAACAUGUUGCCAUCACUCCUCUCUGUAACAUGUUUGCUGAAUGUCUUUUUACAAAUAAAAUGCUG
Chiloscyllium plagiosum (whitespotted bambooshark) is the source of this 3826-nucleotide messenger RNA. Its product is annotated as GTP-binding protein Di-Ras1. Gene Ontology annotation, cellular component: membrane. Gene Ontology annotation, molecular function: GTPase activity; GTP binding. Gene Ontology annotation, biological process: signal transduction. Lineage: Eukaryota; Metazoa; Chordata; Chondrichthyes; Orectolobiformes; Hemiscylliidae. The record is from RefSeq and is a predicted model, not a curated record.